This is a messenger RNA of Entrophospora candida, 186 nucleotides long. NCBI's taxonomy places the organism in Eukaryota, Fungi, Glomeromycota, Glomeromycetes, Entrophosporales, Entrophosporaceae. The record is from the annotation of a GenBank genome assembly.
AUGGAUAAUUUGAAAGAUAUUAUGGAGAUAUUGAAAUCGUACUAUAAAAGAUUGAAACAUUUAAAGGUUUUACAAACAUGUUAUAAAGAUGAUUCAGAAAGUACAAACCAAAUCAGAUUAGCAAUACCAGACAAAGUAAUCAAAUUAAAUAUUCCUGAAGAAAUAAAGAAUUCAUUUUUGGAAUAG